UGACGAAUCUGGUGGGACCAUGAGUGAAAUGCAAUAAGAGCCGGCUACGUGUCACGUAUUCAGACACAACCUCGAAUGAAUCGACGUAUCAAAUGAAAUUGGAUGGAUGGACUAUAUAAACAGAUAUAAAUGAUUCAGUGGGAGAGGGUACAGGAAAGCCCCGAUAGACCAUCAGAAGAUAAAUAGAUAGAUAUUCUUAAUUUAUUUAUAUCUAUAGACACUGAGUCCAUUUGCCACCACAAUUUUAUUCCUUUCUCCUCUUCGAUCCCACUAUCUCAUUGUAUUAUUAAUUAUUUUAUUAAUUUAUCGUAUAAACUUCUUCUUCUUCUUCCUUAUCACCACCUCCUUCAAUCGUGUUGUUAUCUUAUCCCUUUUCCCGGUCAGCCGGCUAAUCAGGAAUCAUGGCUAGGGUUUUGGCUCAGUCGAUUAAUGUUCCUGGCCUAGUGGCUGGGCACAGUCAACAUAAGGGAUCUGGAAAAUCGAAACGAUCAGUCAAAAUGAUGUCUACUCUGCGAACAAGCGGAUUAAGAAUGCCGGUUUUCUCAGGACUUCGUCCUAUCAAUCGUUUGGAUACUAUGCUGAGACCUGGAAUAGAUUUUCACACCAAGGUAGCAAUGGCAAUUUCUUCACGGCGGGCAAGGGCUAAGAGAUUCAUACCUAGAGCCAUGUUUGAGCGUUUCACGGAGAAAGCAAUCAAAGUGAUAAUGCUAGCUCAGGAGGAAGCAAGACGUCUUGGUCACAAUUUUGUUGGAACUGAGCAGAUUCUAUUGGGUCUUAUUGGUGAAGGCACUGGUAUUGCUGCCAAGGUUUUAAAAUCUAUGGGAAUCAACCUUAAAGAUGCACGUGUGGAAGUGGAGAAGAUAAUUGGAAGGGGUAGUGGAUUUGUUGCUGUUGAGAUUCCGUUUACUCCCCGUGCAAAGCGUGUAUUGGAACUUUCCCUCGAGGAAGCUCGCCAACUUGGUCACAAUUAUAUUGGAUCAGAGCACUUACUUCUGGGUCUUCUUCGAGAGGGUGAGGGUGUAGCAGCACGUGUUCUUGAAAACCUGGGUGCUGAUCCUACUAAUAUUCGCACACAGGUUAUUCGCAUGGUGGGUGAGAGUGCCGACAGUGUUACUGCUACUGUUGGCUCAGGAAGUAGCAACAAUAAAAUGCCAACUUUGGAGGAGUAUGGAACCAAUUUGACCAAGCUAGCAGAAGAGGGAAAGUUGGAUCCUGUUGUGGGAAGGCAGCCACAAAUUGAACGUGUCACCCAAAUUUUAGGCCGUCGCACCAAAAAUAAUCCUUGUCUUAUAGGAGAACCUGGUGUCGGUAAGACAGCAAUUGCUGAAGGUCUUGCUCAGAGGAUUGCAAAUGGUGAUGUACCUGAAACAAUCGAGGGAAAAAAGGUUAUAACCCUCGACAUGGGUCUGCUUGUAGCUGGAACCAAAUACCGUGGUGAGUUUGAGGAGAGGUUGAAGAAACUGAUGGAAGAAAUCAGACAAAGUGAUGAGAUAAUACUUUUUAUCGACGAAGUGCACACUCUAAUUGGAGCAGGAGCAGCUGAAGGUGCUAUUGAUGCUGCUAACAUACUAAAACCAGCUCUUGCAAGAGGUGAACUACAGUGUAUUGGAGCCACAACAUUGGACGAAUACAGGAAGCACAUUGAAAAAGACCCAGCUUUGGAGAGACGAUUUCAGCCAGUUAAAGUACCAGAACCAACUGUCGAUGAAACCAUACAAAUACUGAAAGGACUUAGAGAACGUUAUGAGAUUCACCACAAGCUUCGCUAUACUGAUGAGGCUCUUGUAGCUGCUGCACAACUUUCGUAUCAGUAUAUCAGUGAUCGAUUUUUGCCUGACAAAGCUAUAGAUUUGAUUGAUGAAGCUGGUUCACGAGUCCGUCUUCGACAUGCACAGUUGCCAGAAGAGGCAAAAGAACUUGACAAGGAGGUCAGGAAAAUUGUUAAGGAGAAAGAGGAAUUUGUUCGCAACCAAGACUUUGAAAAGGCCGGAGAACUACGUGAUAAAGAAAUGGAUCUUAAGGCGCAGAUCUCAGCACUUAUAGAGAAAGGCAAGGAGAUGAGCAAAGCAGAGACUGAGGCAGGAGAUGAAGGUCCUCUUGUGACUGAAGUUGACAUUCAACAUAUUGUGUCCUCCUGGACGGGCAUUCCUGUUGAUAAAGUCUCAGCAGAUGAAUCUGAUCGCCUCCUCAAGAUGGAAGAUACUUUACACAAGCGAAUCAUUGGUCAGGAUGAAGCAGUGGAAGCCAUUAGUCGGGCUAUCCGCCGAGCCCGGGUUGGAUUGAAGAACCCUAAUCGUCCAAUUGCCAGCUUCAUCUUUUCUGGUCCAACUGGUGUGGGGAAGUCUGAAUUGGCUAAAGCAUUGGCUGCAUAUUACUUUGGCUCUGAAGAAGCCAUGAUUCGUCUUGACAUGAGUGAAUUUAUGGAAAGGCACACUGUCUCCAAACUUAUUGGUUCGCCUCCUGGAUAUGUUGGUUACACUGAAGGCGGUCAAUUGACUGAAGCAGUUCGGCGUCGUCCUUACACUGUUAUACUCUUUGAUGAGAUCGAGAAAGCCCAUCCUGAUGUAUUCAACAUGAUGCUUCAGAUUCUUGAAGAUGGAAGACUAACAGACAGUAAGGGCAGAACUGUGGAUUUCAAGAACACACUACUUAUAAUGACAUCAAAUGUUGGAAGCAGUGUUAUUGAGAAAGGAGGCCGCCGGUUUGGAUUCGAUCUGGAUUACGAUGAGAAAGAUAGCAGUUAUAAUAGAAUCAAGAGUUUGGUGACUGAGGAGCUAAAACAAUACUUCAGGCCAGAGUUUUUAAAUAGGUUGGAUGAAAUGAUUGUUUUCAGGCAACUCACAAAAUUAGAGGUGAAGGAAAUAGCAGACAUAAUGCUCAAGGAAGUGUUUGAGAGACUGAAGAUCAAAGAGAUUGAACUUCAAGUAACAGAAAGAUUUAGGGACAGGGUGGUUGACGAAGGUUAUAAUCCUAGUUACGGAGCUAGGCCUCUAAGAAGAGCCAUAAUGCGUCUUUUGGAGGAUAGCAUGGCUGAGAAGAUGCUCGCCAGAGAGAUCAAGGAGGGAGACUCUGUCAUAGUGGAUGUUGAUUCUGACGGUAAUGUGAUUGUUCUCAACGGUACCAGCGGUGCUCAGGAGUCAUUACCAGAGGCCCUUCCUAUAUAAUGUGGUUACCUUUUCUAUGAUGUAUGUAUGUACUUUAUUUAUUUAAAGCAUAGUCAUAGUCACGUUUUCCCUUAGCAGCCUAGCAAAUCAAGUUGAGAAAAGGGGAUUACAUUACACGAACUGGUGGGAAUAGGGGGAAACCAAAAAAGGUGUGGGAAUGAUGAAAACAAUUUGUGUAUUGGACGCGUUCAUCUUCAUCCAUGGCUGUUUCAUCGGAAGCUGGAAUGCCUUUUUAUGCUUUCUCUGAUAGACUAUGUAAUGUAACAUCCCAACAUUGUUGUAUAGUAUUGCUAUGGCGUAUUUAUUGCUAGACAUGUAAUGACAAAUACUUGUAUGACAGCCACAGAUUCGGGGUAAUUUAGAUCUUAAAUAUGUCACCCAAUGUAAAGGGGGGUUACAUGUUUUUCAGGUUCA
This is a messenger RNA of Trifolium pratense (red clover), 3578 nucleotides long. RefSeq names its product chaperone protein ClpC, chloroplastic. Gene Ontology annotation, cellular component: cytoplasm. Lineage: Eukaryota; Viridiplantae; Streptophyta; Magnoliopsida; Fabales; Fabaceae. Gene Ontology annotation, molecular function: ATP binding; protein binding; ATP hydrolysis activity. Gene Ontology annotation, biological process: cellular response to heat. Bases 402 to 3164 code for a protein of 920 amino acids. The transcript has 10 exons. The record is from RefSeq and is a predicted model, not a curated record.